GGUGGCCUCAUUACACAGCCUCCAGCCCUCUUUCGGCAUUGGUUUUGGCUUUACUUUACUUUUUCUUACUCUUUUGACAGCUCUCUCUCGUCUAUUGCGUCUUCUAAAACCACUAAACCUUCUUUGUUUCUUUCACUGUCAUUCCUUCUGAGAAAAGGGUACCACUUAAUUCAUACGUAGAGGGGAAAAGCGAUCAACUUUAUUUUUGGGUCUGUACUUGAGUGGCUCCUCAAAAUGCGUAGCUUCAAUCCCUUAAGUUUUUGAGGGUUUUGCUCCUCAAUUUUCCUCAUUUCGGCAAUGGACAGGAUUUGGGUCGGUUUCGCUCUCGUUUUUGUUCUUCUUUUUGGUGGGGUUUCUUCCGCUUCAGCUACGCCUCCUGCAGCAAAAAUUGUUCGAGGGGUUCUUUCUAAUGUGGUUUCUUCUCUUGUGAAGAGGUUAUGGUCGAUGAAAUCCAGCGCCAAAACUGCCGUUUCCAGCCGUUCGAUGAUGAAAUUUGAGAGUGGGUAUACUGUUGAGACGGUGUUUGAUGGCAGUAAGCUGGGAAUUGAUCCAUAUUCGGUUGAGGUAUCGCCUAGUGGGGAGCUUUUGAUCUUAGAUGCUGAAAACAGCAACAUCUAUAAGAUCUCUAUGCCAUUGUCUCGAUUUAGCAGGCCUAAGCUGGUUUCGGGAUCGGCCGAAGGAUACUCGGGACAUGUCGAUGGUCAUCCAAGAGAGGCAAGAAUGAACCAUCCAAAAGGAUUUACUUUGGAUGCAAGAGGAAAUGUGUACAUUGCUGAUACUAUGAAUAUGGCUAUCAGAAAGAUUAGUGACACAGGGGUUACAACUAUUGCUGGUGGAAGAUGGAACCAAGGGAAUGGUCAUAUUGAUGGUCCAAGUGAAGAUGCAAAGUUCUCAAAUGAUUUUGAUGUCGUUUAUGUGGGAAGUAGCUGCUCUCUUUUGGUUAUAGACAGAGGAAACAGUGCAAUUCGAGAGAUUGAACUCAACUACGAUGAUUGCAAUACCCAAUAUGCUGAUAGUCUCAACUUGGGGGUUGUAUUGCUGGUUGCUGCCGGCUUAUUUGGUUACCUGCUUGCGUUGCUCCAACGUAGAGUGCAAGCUAUGUUUUCUUCUCCACAGAAGGAUCAGGACAUAAGAAGUCAUCAAAUGAUGAAAGCUACACCAGUUGCCCCAUACCAAAGACCUCCUCUGAAGUCAGUGAGGCCUUCCUUGAUUCCAAAUGAAGAUGAACCAGAGAAACUGGAGGAAGGCUUCUUCGGUUCGCUUGGGAGGCUAUUUGUCAACAGCGGUUCAUCUGUGGCCGAUAUCUUCGGGGGAUUGUUGUCAGGGUUUCGAAGGAAGCCUCUCAAUAACCAGAUCCAUCAGCAGUUUCAACCAGUUAACAGACAUCCAAAUGCUUGGCCCUUGCAAGAAAGCUUUAUGAUUCCAGAUGAAGACGAGCCACCAUCCAUCGAAGCGAAAACUCCGACAAUAAAAAAAACAUAUCCAUUUAUGACACAAGACCUCGAUCGAUCACACCAGUUCAAGCCAAACAGGAGCUACUUUAAUGGGUGGGAUAGUGAAUUCCAUCAACAACAAAAACAGCAGCAGAUACAGCAUAAUCAUCAACAGCAGCAUAUACAACAUCAUCACCAACAGCAGCAGCAUAUACAACAACAUCAUCAUCAACAGCAGCAGCAUAAUUACAAUCGACAAUAUUCAGCUGGCCCAACAACCUACUAUGAGAAGAGUUGUGAGACAAGCGAAAUUGUGUUCGGUGCAGUUCAAGAGCAAGAUGGACGUCGUGAAGCAAUGGUCAUCAAGGCUGUUGAUUAUGGAGAUCCGAGAUAUAACCAUCACAACAUUCGAGCUCGAUACAACUAUACUGGUAACCCCAACUCUUAUUGACAAGAAAUAGAACAUAUAUCAUACUUUCAGUUAGUAAAUUGGGGAAUAUGUGGGGGGUAGACUCAGAAGUCAGGAUAUGCUUUGUUUGUUUGUGCCAAAGUCCAAACCAUGUUGUUGUGGGGAGGAAUGCUGCUAGUCUUGAUAGAGUUCAUGCAUAAUGAUAUAUGUUGUAUGCACAUCCUCAGGUUGAAUUCAAAGAUACUUAUGCUUGUUAA
This is a messenger RNA of Cucurbita maxima (winter squash), 2099 nucleotides long. RefSeq lists its product as uncharacterized. Lineage: Eukaryota; Viridiplantae; Streptophyta; Magnoliopsida; Cucurbitales; Cucurbitaceae. The record is from RefSeq and is a predicted model, not a curated record. The transcript is spliced from 7 exons. Bases 298 to 1884 code for a protein of 528 amino acids.